Molecule: messenger RNA, 1587 nt
Organism: Suncus etruscus (white-toothed pygmy shrew)
Lineage: Eukaryota; Metazoa; Chordata; Mammalia; Eulipotyphla; Soricidae
Gene: TOR1A
Product: torsin family 1 member A
Exons: 5
Coding region: 111-1118 (335 amino acids)
Biological process (GO): nuclear membrane organization; protein localization to nucleus
Cellular component (GO): endoplasmic reticulum; endoplasmic reticulum lumen; nuclear envelope
Molecular function (GO): ATP hydrolysis activity; kinesin binding; ATP binding
Source: RefSeq, a predicted model, not a curated record
UGGCGGCCGGCGGCGUCGCCCCUCGACCAAGAUGGCGGCGCCGGCUGCCGGAAAAGAAGCGGAAGUGUCGCGCGGGAGUGUCGCGCGGGCCGCCGGUCAUCGCGAGAGGCAUGAAGCUGGGCCGGGCCGCGCUGGGCCUGGUGCUGCUGCUGGCACCGAACCUGGUGCGUGCUGUGGAGCCCAUCAGCCUCGGCCUGGCCCUGGCCGGCGUCCUCACCGGCUACAUCUCCUACCCGCGCCUCUACUGUCUCUUCGCCGAGUGCUGCAGCCAGAAGCGGAGCUUGAGCCGGGAAGCACUGCAAAAGGACUUGGACAGCAAACUCUUCGGACAGCACUUGGCCAAGAAAGUCAUCCUCAACGCCGUGUCGGGCUUCAUAAGUAACCCCAAACCCAAGAAACCGCUCACCCUCUCCCUGCACGGCUGGACCGGCACGGGCAAGAAUUUUGUCAGCAAGAUCAUCGCAGAGAACAUCUAUGAGGGGGGUCUGAACAGCGACUAUGUGCACUUGUUUGUGGCCACGCUGCAUUUCCCCCACGCCUCCAACCUCACCCUGUAUAAGGACCAGCUACAGAUGUGGAUCCGAGGCAACGUGAGUACCUGCGCCCGGUCCCUGUUCAUCUUCGAUGAGAUGGACAAGAUGCACGCGGGCCUCAUCGACGCCAUCAAGCCCUUCCUGGACUACUAUGAGCUGGUGGACCGUGUGUCCUACCGAAAGGCCAUCUUCGUCUUCCUCAGCAACGCUGGCGCUGAGAGGAUCACAGACGUGGCUCUGGAUUUCUGGAGGAGCGGGAGGCAGCGGGAGGAGAUCCGGCUGAAGGACAUGGAGCAUGCACUGUCGGUGUCCGUCUUCAACAACAAGAACAGCGGCUUCUGGCACAGCAGCUUGAUCGACAGGAACCUCAUCGACUACUUCGUGCCUUUCCUGCCCCUGGAGUACCGACACGUGAAGAUGUGCAUCCGGGCGGAGAUGCAGGCUCGAGGCCAUGUCCCCGACGAGGACAUUGUCACCCGCGUGGCAGACGAGAUGACCUUCUUUCCCAAGGAUGAGCGCGUCUUCUCUGACAAAGGCUGCAAGACUGUGUUCACCAAGUUAGACUAUUACUAUGACGACGACUGACUCACCUUUCCCGGGCACGUUCCCCCACGGUCCCAGCUGUGGUCAGUCGCUCCCCAAGACCCCCCCCAUGGACUUCAGAACUGGUCCCCAUAACCCUCGGAAGGAGGCACCACCCCCAGAUGCUCAUCCGAGGGCAUCUUAGGAUUUUUUGAAAAUCAUGUUUUGAUUUCAAGCUUGUCAGAGGCAGGAGAAGCAAGUUUUACUGAACAUGUCUAAACUUUAUUUAAAACGUUUUAUUAUUAUUGUUAUUAUCAUUAUUGGUUUUGGAGCCACACGGCGGCGGCACUCAGGAGUUACUCCUGGUUCUGCACUCAGAAACUGCUCUUGGUAGGCUCGGGGGACUAUAUGGCUUGCUGGGGAUUGAACCCAGCAUGCUGGGUGGGCCACAUGCAAAGGCGAAUGCCUUCUCCACUUUAUUAUGGCUCUGGCCCCUUAAAAUGAUUUUUAAUAUCACGAGAAACUUUGCAUA